UCAGAUGAAUUCCAUUUUAUCUCUAAAACGAUUACAUUGAUCUAUUACUAUUAAAAAUGUAUAUUUUCUAUUAAAUUGCCUUUGGUGAGAAGAGAGAAAGUAUUCAUAAUGUACAGGAUGUAAAAAAAAGGCAACGUGAAAAGGAAAAAGUCUUAUCAUUUGGUGGUGGUUCAUAAACUGAGCAAGAUGUACGGGAUUGAAGAGUAUUAUUACAAAGUCAAUCGAGGUUUCCUGAAGACGCUUGGCUUAUGGCCUUAUCAGCAACCAUACAUUGCUCAAUUACAGAAAGUAGUAUUUUCCAGUGUUUUUUUGACGUUUAUUCUUGCUCAGUGCUUAGCAUUUUUUACAAUGCAAUUCAGUACAAAGCUCCUUCUCAGGAUCCUGGCAUUUCUGUUUCCUACUCUUUUCGUAACUACAAGCUAUUGCAUUUUCGUCAUACAGGCAAAGAGUGUAAAGCUGCUCCUAGAACAGAUACGAAAUGACUUAACUCUGUUAAAAAACAAAGUGGAAAUUGACAUUAUCAAAAAGUAUGCUGGCGGUAUGAAAUUUAUAACAAUGACUUCGAUCGUGUCUUCUUAUGCUGGUACAGUCUGUUACGUAAUGUCACAAUAUCUUUUACCACUGAUGCUUGAUGUCAUACUACCGUUAAAUGCAUCACGAUCUUUAGAAUUCCUUGUAAUCACGGAAUACUUUAUCAAUCGCGAGAAAUAUUUUUGGCUACUACUCUUCCAUGAAGUGUUUACCGUUUAUUUGGGACUGACCACAAUAUGUAGCACUGGUGGAACAACAAUAAUGUACUUUCUACACUCAUGUGCACUAUUUAAAGUAGCAAGCUAUCGAAUAGAAAACGUAGUCGAUAAGAAUAUAUUAGCGGGCCCUGUUCCUACAAGAAUAUGUCUUCUUCAGCAGAGGGUUGUUCGUGCAGUUCUAAUUCAUCACAGAGCCAUCGAGUAUAUUGAACUAUGGUCAUCCAGUUUUAUGGUACCGUACACUAUUUUGAUCAUAAUUGGAGUUAGUUCCUUAAGUUUUAAUCUUUUCCAUUUACUUCAAUUAGUAAUCGAUAUGGAUGAACCUAGUGAGAUGUAUUGUACGUUUUUCUUGUUGAUAACUCAUGUUGGCUACAUGUUCGUCCUUAAUUAUGGUGGACAAGAAGUACAAAAUCACGGAAUGCAAUUAUUUGAAGCGAUUUAUAAUGGAUUGUGGUAUACAGCACCGUUACAUACGCAAAAAUUGCUAUUAUUUCUGAUGCAAAAAGCAACAGUGAAAGUUAAUGUAGUAUGCGGCAGUAUAUUUAUUGCGUCUAUGGAAGGUUUUGUCACGCUUGUGAGUACAGCAGUAUCUUAUUUCACAGUGAUGUACUCCACGCGGUAAUAACGAAUCAAACAAAAUUAUGUUUUUAAUCGAUUUUGUACAGUAACGAAAAACUAUGUUUGUAUCGCGCAUACACCGUAUAAAUAUGUUAUACAUAAAACUUAAAUUUGUUAUGGAUAUGAUAAAUGUAUUAUAAAUGUAUAAUUAUUAAUUUCUUUAUUGUGUGUAUGAGUGAUGACAAGGUAGUAUAGUGUAGUUUUGCGACAAUUGCUCAAUGUUGCAAUUGUUAUUUUCCUUUUUCUUCUAGUUCUUAUUUUAUGUUUAUUUCAACUGUGGAAAGUGAUUAAUUGUGAUCUCGGAGUUUAUCGGAAUAUGUUUAUAUAUUUGGCAGAAUAUUUAUUUGUAUCUAAUAAAAGAGAUUUUUCUAAAAUACA
Molecule: messenger RNA, 1745 nt
Organism: Ooceraea biroi (clonal raider ant)
Lineage: Eukaryota; Metazoa; Arthropoda; Insecta; Hymenoptera; Formicidae
Biological process (GO): sensory perception of smell; detection of chemical stimulus involved in sensory perception of smell
Cellular component (GO): plasma membrane
Molecular function (GO): odorant binding; olfactory receptor activity
Source: RefSeq, a predicted model, not a curated record